Molecule: messenger RNA, 1546 nt
Organism: Daucus carota subsp. sativus
Lineage: Eukaryota; Viridiplantae; Streptophyta; Magnoliopsida; Apiales; Apiaceae
Exons: 1
Coding region: 317-1255 (312 amino acids)
Source: RefSeq, a predicted model, not a curated record
CCUCACCAAGAUUGACACCAAGUGUUCUAGAUACACAAGCAAAGUGUUACCUCAUCUCUUAGCUAAUAAGUUUUUCCCAAGUAAUCAAUGGUCAAAAUACCUAUACAACUUCAUUCUCUCAGCCUCCGUUUGGGUAACUUCACCAAUUUAUUCAAACUUUCAACUCACACAAAGAAGUCUCUAGAGUUUCAAAUCUUCUUAGUUCCCCCUUAUAUAACUCAUCUCCCUCCCUUUCUCUUUCACCUCAGAGCAUUAUCUUAAGGCCUCUUGUUAAGUACUUGUUUCUUUACUUAAAAGCUAGAAUAGCAGGUGAAAAAUGGGCACACUAGUGGGGCAUGUAGCACCUGGCUUUGGUUUCUUUGUGAUUGGGCUUUGGCAUCUUUUUAACCACAUCAAACUCCAUGCUCUGUAUCCAAACUCCUACACAUCUUUACCAUGGUUCCCUACUUCUAAGUACAGGUAUUCAGAGCUUUUCUUGAUCAUGGCUGGUUGCACUAUGUCCAUAGCCAUGGAGCUUUUCAUCGGCCCGGACCGCCAUCAGCCUUUCGACACGGAUGGCACUAUUCCAUCCAACCAUCUUCACAACUUUGAGCACGCGUCCAUUUCGAUGACAUUUUUCAUCUAUGCAUUCUUCUCUGUUUUCCUGGACAAACUCGAGACGAAAACCAAACAUGGCCUUACUCAACUUCUAGGUGCUGUGGCCUUUGGCCAGCAGCUUCUAGUUUUCCAUCUUCAUUCAGCUGAUCACAUGGGAGUUGAAGGUCAAUACCAUAAGCUUCUACAGAUUGUUAUACUUAUUUCUCUAGCCACCACUCUGUUUGGUAUCAACUACCCUAAGAGCUUCUUAAUUAGUUUUGUCAGAUCAUUAAGUAUUUUAUUUCAAGGUCUAUGGCUCAUGGUCAUGGGAUUUAUGCUAUGGAUUCCGCGGCUCGUCCCGAAGGGUUGCUUCUUGAACUUGGAAGAGGGCCAUCAAGUUGUUAGAUGCAGUGACAAUGAAGCUCUGCACCGUGCAAAAGCACUGGUGAACAUAGAAUUUAGUUGGUACAUAAUCGGCCUAAUGAUUUUCGCCAUGACCGUUUAUAUUGGAUUACUUAAAUUAUAUCCCGAGAAAGUCGAGUACGAGUCGCUCACGAAACUGAUCGAACAAGAACAGGGAUACGAUGACAUUGAAGCUCGGAAGGAAAAUAAAUUUUCGGGGUCAAGAAGUUUUCUUGAGGUAGGAAAAUCGUUUGCGCCAAUUGACAUGGAAAGGUAAAAAGGGUGAAAAGAUUUGAAGUUUUCUUAAGGUCGACGAGGUUGGAAUUUGAUUGGUGUGUAUCAAAUCUGAAGUUUGUUUGUAUAUAAAAGCUGCAAGAUGUUAGUAUGUAGUUUGUAUUGGUCAGGUGAGGUGAUUUGUUUGUAAAAGAUGUGUGUAAAAAGGUGAUGGAAUUAAUUGAUUCCUGUAACCUCCAAUUUGUAAAGUUUAUUUGUUGAAUAUUCUUGUCUUUAUCUGUACAAUUGUUGAAUAUCUAUGUGGUGAUGACUUCAAAUUUUAUUUCUUUUAACA